Molecule: messenger RNA, 1122 nt
Organism: Guyanagaster necrorhizus
Lineage: Eukaryota; Fungi; Basidiomycota; Agaricomycetes; Agaricales; Physalacriaceae
Exons: 8
Coding region: 1-1122 (373 amino acids)
Source: RefSeq, a predicted model, not a curated record
AUGUUACAUGAAAAACCGAUAAGGAUCAAAGACGUUGAUGCAGCAGCCUGGAGAUGUCCACGAUCCGGUACAUUUGCGUGCAAUCCAGUCCUCCUCAGCAAACGCAUACAGUCGGGCAAAGUGCUGGGACAAACUGUGAUAAUGCGAUCAGAUCACACAUCGAAAGGCAUCCGGGAAAGUGAGGCGAGUGCGCAGGUGGAACAUUUUUGGACGUUAUGGUCCAACGCUAGGCACGUCUUUGCGCUUCUGACAACACCGGUGAAGCUCCUAAUCCCGGCCGAGAUACAGUGUCAUAAACAGUCUUUGGGGUGGUAUCCGGAGCACAGUCCAAGCGACAUCGGAAUGACACUCAUCUGUUGUCACCGGAAAUGUGUACCAGUCAUUGACAAAGCAGCGACGCGCUACCAAAAGGCCCUUACGAUCAACUCUAGGACGCCCCAAAAUAAGUUGGGAGGUCAUGUCACGAAGCCCAAAACAUUCGGACAGAAAAAUGGAAAAUCAGUCGAUCUCGUCCGGGUGACUGACAUCCCACAGUGCCAGCCAACGUCCUCGCUGACUUCAUGCACCAAAAACAUUCGGACUGUGACAUGGCAUCGUAUCAUUUUAUUUCGUCUGCAUGGCGACACGGCUCCCCUGCCUAUUUUUGGGGUUCCUUCGACUCUAUGCCAAAGAUCCCUCCCAAAGCCUCGCACCUCAACAAUUCCCAUCCGAAUCCAAUCAUCGCACCCUAACCCAGGCUUGCCUUCGCAAUAUUUCGCUAUCGUCGUGAAGACUUUGGGCCGGCCUUCAUUUUCUGAAAAUCUAUGGUUUCAUCACUACAGCACAGCAUUUAAACCUCAUGAUGCAGAAGCGUCCGGUCCUUACGGUGCCGCUACCGCCGACUUGAAGGGCCCCCUUUUGAGGUACGUCAUGUGGAGAGCUGCUGUCGCUUCGCGUUAUCAAAACUUCACUGUAUUUGCCGAAAGUGCUCUUCGGCUAAGUGGCAUCCUGGAUUUCAGUUCAGCUUGGAUUCAAGGCAGAUCGAACUGGAAAAUAUCACGCGCUUUCCUUCACGCUAACGUCAAACGGCAGGCUGCAGCUGUGCGAUGUCAACAUACCAGCCUAGAGCAACUUCUCGCGUAA